Molecule: messenger RNA, 2523 nt
Organism: Drosophila melanogaster (fruit fly)
Lineage: Eukaryota; Metazoa; Arthropoda; Insecta; Diptera; Drosophilidae
Gene: nsr
Product: novel spermatogenesis regulator
Exons: 6
Coding region: 82-1104 (340 amino acids)
Molecular function (GO): nucleic acid binding; RNA binding
Source: RefSeq, marked reviewed
CAGUUCAUUGAUAUACAGAACAUUGUUCAGUCUACAUCAAUUUUGAAUUGUGAAUAUUCGGUAAAGAUUAUUGUGAUAAAAAUGGAAACCCAAAGCGAGUUUACUGAGGAACAGAACCAAGACCAACCCACCCAGGACCAACCUACCUACCAGCCGCGUCUGAACGAGGUGGCCCAAAAGUUUCUCGCCGAUUUGGACGAGGAGCGCAAGCGAUUGUCCGCGGAGUUUCCACUUUGCGCUCUGCUAAUCGACGAAUCUGUGGACCGUGUCUUCUCCACUGGUCGUAUUCCCGGCAAAGAGUUCUACGCAGACGUGUACCACCAGAGGCCGAUGAAGAUUACCCAAAAGGUCUUCGUGCCCGUUAAUAAGUUUCCCAAGUUCAACUUCGCUCGGAAGAUCCUGGGGCCCAAGGGGAACUCGGUGCGUCGCCUAAAGGAGGAGACCAACUGCAAGAUUGUCAUCAAGGGUCGCAGCUCGAUGCGCGAUCGUAACAAAGAGGAGGAGCUGCGCAGCUCAGGCGACCCGAGAUAUGCCCAUCUUCACAAGGAUCUCUUUUUGGAGGUCAGCGCGGUGGCCCCUCCGGCGGAGUGCUAUGCACGGAUAGCCUACGCCCUGGCCGAGAUCCGUAAGUACCUCAUUCCAGACGACAACGACGAUGUUUGGCACGAGCAGCAGCGCGAGCUGAUGGAAAUGAAUCCCGAGUCGGCCAAGAAAAGUAACGGACUCAAUAUGGCGCCCUACAGAUCGAUCUUCGACAAGACGAUUGGAGGCAACAGGAAUGGGGCUCCCAAGUACAACAACCAGAUUAGGCGAGUUACGGAAAAUCCGCGCGAAGUCGCCGAUAUGGAGGAGGUGGAAUAUGAUUAUGAUGAACAUCGUAUGCCCCCCAGUCGUCCGUCUUUGGGCUUUGAGUAUAGCAAACCACCUCCAUCAAUGACAGCGACAAACGCUACGCCAUUUAAACGUGCAUAUCCGUAUCCGACUGACAUGAAUCGUACGCGCGAACCGCCCAUCAAGUCAUAUAAGCCCAAUCCGUAUACAAUACUUAACAAAUAUAUAAAUAAUAGAGCGCCAAGUGAUUUCGUCGCACAACGCUAUAAUUGAAAACAAAGGACAAUGCUUACGUUGUAAAAUCCAUGCCGGGGAACUCAUGGAAAAGAAGAAAGCAGCAUUCAAAAUGAUGCUAUCAAUGAAUAAAUUUUAAAAAAAGCACUUGCGCUGACAAUCCUACAAGCAAUAUUAAUUUGAAUUUUUUAUUGGCCUGGAUUCGUAAUUUUCUAUGAAUGUAAAAAACUAAUAAAAUAAAAUGCAUUGCAUGAAUUUGAAAAAUUCUUUGAAAUUAGAUCUAACUAUAACCGAUUUGUUUACACAAUACCAUUAAAAUGAAGUUAUAAAUCUAAGAAAUAAAUCCAAUUUCUACCGACAUUCCAAAAAAUAUUGAAAAUUCUCGUUCUCGCUUUGUUUGUUGUUUCUCUCGAAUUCAGAACGAGCUAAGAUUUUAUUAUCUUGGUAGAUGAUCAAUAAAACCAAUGUAUUAAUUUAUUUGAGUAUCGAUAUAUAUCUAUACAUACAAAUUGCAAUUACAUACAAUAGCCACAUAUUUUUGAUUUACUUUCUCUUGGUCAAGCGCAGCUUCAACGGCUCCUUGGUCACUAAAACAGGGGCGGCAUCGAAACGGAACUCCACCUCCUUGCGUGGAGAUUGAACCAGAUCAAAAUUGGCCAAAAUCUUAGCCACCGCCACCUUGGAGUUGACUUUUCCCAUGCGAAGAGCUUGGGGCAAAGAAUUAAGAGAACAGGAUCAGGAAGAAGACAAGACCACUGGUACAAAACACAUCCUUACCUAUGCAGUGCCUAGGACCCUCUCCAAAAGGCAUAUAAGCUGCCUGAUCGUAGUUCAUGUUAUUUGAAUCGAAGCGAUGGGGAUCGUAGCCAUUGGGAUUGGGAAAAUAGACGGGAUCACGCUGCAUGCCAAAGAGCGAGAUCAGAAUGGGUGUUCCCUUGGCUAUGAUGUGAUUAGUUCCAGGUACGGGAUAAUCUUCGGUGCACUCUCGAUUGAGGAAUGGUAGCCCGGGGUAUUUGCGAAUGGUUUCUGCAAAAAUACGUUUAACUAAGGAUCGUUGAAACUGAAUGCUAUGUGAAACCCACCCAUGAUGCAGAUGUCCAGAAACUUUAAGUCCUGCACCGCCUCGUAGGUGAACCUAUCCUUGGGCUUCAGAUUGUGCUUCAUCAGCACAGCAUCCACUUCUUCUUGCGCCUCCUUCAGCAGUUCCGGAUACAUGGACAGCUCGUAGAGAGUGAAGGCAGACGCCGCAGCUGUGGAUUCCGAGCCCGCCACGUAGAACAGGAAUGCCUGGGCGGCAAUCUUCUCGAUCGACAUAGACUUCAGCUGCUCCUGUGCGGUUUCCAUGUCCCACACCUGGUCGUCGUCCUCGCCAAUCUUGCCCGUAUUUCGGAGGCGGAUCAGCAGCUGCAGCAUGUCCUUUCGCACCACGUUGUGCUCCUCCCGGAACUCGAUUGUGCG